Staurois parvus is the source of this 99-nucleotide messenger RNA. NCBI's taxonomy places the organism in Eukaryota, Metazoa, Chordata, Amphibia, Anura, Ranidae. The record is from the annotation of a GenBank genome assembly.
AUGAUCUACAUAUAUCAGAUGACGGGAAAACUGCAUCCUGGUCAUCAUCACAUCAGAAUCGGCCAGAAACACCAGAGAGGUUCCAGGGUCCUCAGGUGA